Rasamsonia emersonii CBS 393.64 is the source of this 1632-nucleotide messenger RNA. RefSeq lists its product as uncharacterized. Bases 1 to 1632 code for a protein of 543 amino acids. The record is from RefSeq and is a predicted model, not a curated record. Lineage: Eukaryota; Fungi; Ascomycota; Eurotiomycetes; Eurotiales; Trichocomaceae. The transcript is spliced from 3 exons.
AUGGAGGCUGUCGGGCAGUCCCUUGCUUUGAACAAAGCACCCAACCCAGUGUUAUCAUAUGAUAACGUGGUGACCCAACCGCAGCAAACGGUACCUACUUGUAAACCGGCUUCUGGGAACUGUGGGCUGAGUACUGACGAAAAUCCCUCAAAACAGAUGCUCUCCACGCAGUCCAGAACAUGUGACUUCCCAUACGAACAUUUUGCCCUCAUCUACAUUAACCAAGACGGUGAGGUCAGUCUUGAGACUUCUCCCUCGAUUGGGAAUUCGGGAAAGAGCAUCUUUACCCCAGAGGUUCGUGAGCGGUUUUUGAGAACGGCCACCAUGGGAAGUCAAGCGACUACGACAAAUUUUGCAGGUCCGGCCAGCCCGGUCAGAAAUGAAGCAUGCGAGAAACAAUCUCCAGUCCUAGACCAAUCAUAUAGGUCCUCAGAAACCGCAAUUUGGAGUCAACCUGGCGUCGCACCGCCAACACAACUCAUCCCAUGUGACUGGCAAUUCCAUCAAAACAAGCGACAGAAACGGAGUGCGAAACGUCUGGACCAACGAGUCGUUUAUCAGACAAUGCCCGCAGAUGUGGACUAUGAUAUGGCGCCUCUGAGCCCGCCCAUCCGCCGAACAGCUAUUCGGGUGGGCGAUGAGCCUCGGAUGCGGAAAUACUAUGAGAAAGCCUUCGAAGCUUUCCAGCAACUGAACUGUCGGGUAAUUGCAAAGGCUUUCAUCAAGCUCGUUGAGCCCCGCAAGCAGGUAAACCAUCCGUACAAUGGUCGCAAAUCGGCCUCAGGGUCUUCGCCUGAACAGCGAGUCGACCCCGAACUCACGAAACCCAAAUGGUGGCCAUCGGGUGUCACGCACAAAGAACCUGAUCAUCUGCUCAAAGCAGGUAGGGACAUUCGAGGUGACGACAACGUAGAAAAGAAACUCAUGCUGAUGACCGAGGCAGAGCGAAUCCGACUCCUGAUUCACAUUCUCCGAGAACUCCGGGAGAGCCACGGAAUCACUGCGGAAAAGCUCCGAGAAGCCGGUCAAGAUGUGAGGCGCCAGAUCACCCCGGCAGAGAGACUGAAAGUCUUGGAUGAGAUCUAUACCGUUCGACAAGCCGAAGAAAGGUAUUUGAGUGGAGAGAUCUCCAAGGACACCCUGAUCCAUAUUUCUCAAGUGCAAUUGUCCGAUCCCGAAUUCGAGAUUGACAACAACGAUCAAGGCACCCACGACGCAUCCAUUGCUUUUGGGGGCAGCAGAGUGGAGGGAGCAGCGUGGCUCCCAGAGGGGACAUCGCAGGAAGGAGGCCGGGGCGAUGGCGCUCCUUCCGCCAGCAGCAUCAGCAUCAGCAGCAGCAACGCGCUUGCCGUUCCCGUCACGCCGACGACGACAACCCCCGACCGGCAAUGCGUGACCUACAGCCAGGUUCAAGACUUCUGCGGUAUCCCAACGAGCAAAGCCAGCUCCUUCGAUGGAUACGACAGUGCUGUGCACUCCGCAGUUGUCUCUCCCGAUGUGUCCGGCCGACCCUGUCUCCCGAGUUAUCUGAACCAGCAAAUCCUCGUGUCGCCUGCUGCAUCGGCUGCGCCGCCGGUCUUUUGGGAUCCGUCUGUCCACACGGCGGCCCCCGUGUACCAGCAGACUUACUAA